CUACUAUUGCAUUUGUGUUGAGAAGUCCAGCACGUGUACGGGGCACAUUGCGGUGUUUCGUUUAAAUAAUUUAGCGUUCACUACGUAGUCUUUGGGAUGGGUUCGAAUGAGAAAAGCUUUCCGCGCGGCGGAAUAGCAAAUUUACAAGCAAAUACGGAYAGCAGCACAUCAAAUCUCAUUUUUGGUGCCACACAGCGAAAGAUUAAGAAGGCGCCAAAGUUAAAAGAAAAACCASWUGAAGGGGAAAAAGGUGAUCAGCUGCAAGCAUUCUCYGCUGAAACACUUACAUAUGACACGCUCCAGGAGAAUAUGCUCGUGAUGGGCGUCGUGAAAGCAACGGAUGCCACCUCUUUACAAAUUGCGCUGCCCGGUCGAAUGACAGCGCGUGCUYUAGUGGCCGAUAUAUCGGAUGCAUAUGGACGUGUUGCCCAAUCCUAUAUGGCUGGAGACAGCAGUGAAUAUCGGGACCUCACUGCGCUAUUCAACGUUGGGCAGAUCGUUUAUGGACGAGCCAUAAAAACAAGGAAAGACUCCGAGAGUAAACGCAUGUCUCUGCUACUAACUCUUAAACCCAGUGAAGUGAAUAGUAGCCUUCACCACGCCAACAUCAAAAAGGGCUUUAUUUUUGUUGGUGCUAUAGAGGAAAUCCAAGAGCACGGCUGUGUAAUUGAAACAGGCAUUAGCGGAUUGCAGGCGUUUGUACCCAUUGAAAAUGCUGCACAGAAGCAUCACAUCGGUCAGUUGAUCUUCUUGAAAGUGAAGCAAAUUCAACACGAUUCCGAUAAAAGCACCUGUCAAUGCGUGUGCAUAGAACAGGAUAAAUUGAAGAUUAAAAGUCAGCACGAGACAAAUCUUGAUUAUAUACUUCCCGGGAGUAUCGUCAAGUUUAAGGUGACAAAACAUCUAAAAAAUGGACUGGAAGGCAGCAUCAUGAACGAGGCCUUUAGGGGAUACGUAAACGAGCAUCACUUGGCCGAGGCUCUGCAAUCGCCGCAGGACUACGAGGUGAACGAAGAGUACCUGGCUCGGCUCCUCUACGUGAUGCCCUUAACUAAGCUGGUAUACCUGACUUUCAAUUUAAAUAUCACUGUGCAUCCCGAACAGCCGGAAUCGGAAGGCGAAGAGCUGCUGAAGAAGGGCAGCAUCGUGGAGAAGGCACGUGUGCUGCGCCAUGGCACAGGUGGCAUUGUGGUGCUGCUGAACCACAAGUAUAAGGGGCUUAUUUCGUAUGGUUCCAUCAAAUCGAACUUCAAGGGAAACUACGACCAGGACGUUGUGCUGGCCAAGUACAGCAGCAAGAGCAAGCACAAGGUGCGAGUGCUGGGAUAUGAUGUAAUUGAGUCUCUUUACUAUUGCACCGAUGAUCCCAACGUGGUGAAUGAAAAGAUGUACACGCUGGAGGACAUUCAAACAGGCGACAUUGUUUCAGCUCGCAUUGUGAAGCCAGAUCCCAAAAUCGGCGGUUACAGUGUUAAAAUAGGGAAAGUUAACGGAAUCAUUGAGCAACUGCAAUUGGCCCCAAAUACGCGCUACGAAGUAGGACAGCGCCUGCGUUGCCGAGUCUUAGAGAUCUCCCUGGACCGGAAGAUUUGUUAUUUGAGCAAUCGCAACGAGUAUCUAAGCAAGGGUAUCAAGCUACUGACUUCACUGCAGUUAGCUCAGCCCGGGCACGUAUUUACAGGCACCGUGGUCAAGUGCGAGGCCACCUAUGUGCUGGUCAAGUUCUGCGGCGGCAUCAAGGGAGUUUUACACAAGCAGCGCCUGAACGAAUUGGUGGAGAAUACAUUUUUCGAAGGCCAGACUACAAAGUUUCGCGUUUCUGGCCGGAACAACGACCAAGUACUUCUAACAUUGCCCGAGGACAAGUUUCAGCUUGGCGAAAUAAUUCCCAUUGAAGUGACCAAUAAUACCUUGGAUGCAGGCUUGGAAUUUAAAAUAACUUUAGCUACUGAUGAUCAGAAUGCAGCCACGACUGGUGAUGAGGACAAUACGGAGGAGUUUGUGGGUCUGGUACCACUACGUUUCCUAUCGGACUACGUGGACUUGCAGGAAGCAAAGAAGCGCAUUCAUCCCGUUGGCAAUCAUAUCGAAGCAGCCUGCAUCUUGCAGAACAUUUUCAGUUUACGCGAUGUGCCGUACUUCAGUGAGAAUCUGACCAAGGAUUGGCAUACCGUUCAGGUGGGCGAUGUGCUGCGGGCCAAUGUUAAGCAUGCGGGCGAACAGGUGCUGGAGCUACUGCUGCCCGUGCGCAACUAUAACAAACUGGUUAAAUUGCACGUGAAGAUGUUGUGUCUGCAGACCGUGCGGGAUAAGCCCAUCAUGCUUGAGCCUGAUCAGCUGCUGUAUGUUAAGGUGCUCAGCAAGGAAUUGGAGACUAAAACGUUGACUGUGUCCGCCAAACUAACAGAUGUGUGGASCGGCCAGCUGUCCGACACAGCAAAAUUAGUGGAGAGCUACUUAGAGGAAGUGUCACAGAUUCGAAAAUCAUUGAAACACAUGGAUGCACCUAUUGCCAAAUACACAAGGGGGGACAAAAUUAACGUCAUCUUUAAGGGAAUUGAUUCGACGACCAGUAACUGGGUCUAUAAUGUGGAGGGCACAAAAUCGAUCAGAGCAAUGAUGAUUUCCAGCUUGGCUGUCAAUGCGACAGCACCUCAGGAGGGCAGUAAGCAGGAGGCCGUCAUCUUGUGGAUAGACUAUGCCAAUGAUUUGUUGCUAAUAAGCAACAAGAAAAAGGAUAUUGAGCACAUCAGCAGCAGCAAGGAGCUGCCUCAAAAUUUAAUCGCAAAAGCCGGCAUGAAGGCCAAGGUAUUGCUGAAACUCGAUAAUAUUGUGGUGUGCUCCUUGAAGAAGGGUACCAGCAAUCCGCUGAUACUCUGUCCAAUACGCCUGCAUCCCAACGAUGUGGAGAACACAGCCAGUGCCUGUCUACGGCAGGGUGAUUUCUGUAAUCUGGCAUUCAUACACGACAGCCUGCCGAUUGCCGUGCCAGAGACCGUCUGGAAGCUUUGGAAGGGUGUCAAGCGCCCUGCUGUUGAAGCUGAAGAGACGGCCGUGAAGCCCAAGAAGAUGAAGAUCGAAAAUAAUUCAAAAAAAUCAAGUCUACAGAAAGUCACAAAUGGGAAAAAAACUGAGGAGGAAGCGAAGCCGCUGGUGAACGGAAAGAAAAAGAACGGACAGCUUUUCUUCGAGGACAAGAAACCAGCCAAGACAAAUACGUAUAAGUCCAAUGCAACAAGUGAGGCAGCAGUCAAGGUGCGUCUGCCAGGCAUCUCGAACUUCUGGGACACAGAUGCAUUGAACAACAAGAGCCAAGAGGAGUCAUCCAGCGACGAAGAUGACCACAAUGCAGCUGACGGGGCCGAGCCAAGCUCUAGCAAGAAAAAACGACUUAGUGCCAAGGAAAAGGCGAAGGCUGAGGUCAAGGAAGAGGAACGAUUGCGCGAAAUCGAAGAGCGCAAUGCAGAUCCCAAUCAGCGCCCAGAAACAAUCGAUCAGUUCGAACGUCUGGUGCUAGCGGAGCCCAACGACAGCAAAACCUGGAUUCAGUAUAUGUCCUUCAUGUUGUCAAAUACAGAAAUUGACAAAGCUCGCGAAAUAGCGCGACGCGCCAUUAAAACGAUAGCGUUCCGGGAAACAAAAGAACUUCGUAACAUGUGGAUGGCACUUCUUAACUUGGAGCUCAGCUACAACUCGUCCAAUUUCGAUGAUGUACUAAAGGAGGCACUGAGUCACACAGAUCCACUUGAAACAUACAUAAAGCUCGUCGAAGUACUGAAGGCGCACAAUCAGAAGGAGCGCCUGAUCAGCGUAUUAAACAACUUAAUGCGCAAGUUUAAGUCAGAUUUGCAGGUCUGGCGUGUGGCUGCCGAUGCGUACUUCUGGCUGGGCAUGCCGGAACGGGUGCAGCCAACACUGCAGCGUGCGAUCAACGUACUACCGAAAAAUGAACACAUAAAUUGCAUUGUGGCCUUUGCCAAAAUAUAUGCCAAAAACAAUGAUAAUGGCAUGGCACAAACUUUAUUAGAUGACAUAGUUACUUCCUAUCCGAAGCGAAUUGAUAUUUGGGUGCUAUACGCCGACAUGUUGAUCAAAGCUGGACUUAUUGAUUCCGCACGAAACUUGAUGGAACGUGCAGUGCUUCAAAAGUUGCAGCCGGAUAAAAUGCUUGUUAUCUACAAGAAGUUUUUGGAUUUAGAAGAGAAGCACGGAACAGAAGAAAAUGCGGCCAGGGUUAAGAAACUAGCCGAACAAUACGUUCAGAGUCAAAACAAAUCCCUUAAAUAGAUUACAAAACGAAUUGGAUCUGCUUCGAUAUAGUACCUUACCGCAAUAAGAAUUGUAGAUUAAAAUCACAUAAGUGCAGCGUCCCCACUUAAUGAUGAAACUGAGAAUGGCAAUUACAGUCGGUCUGUUUUUUGUUGAUACUUUAUUCUAAGAUCUAUUUUAAAUGAAGUGUGUGAUUCUUG
Messenger RNA from Drosophila arizonae, 4469 nucleotides. RefSeq names its product Ribosomal RNA Processing 5 (gene Rrp5). Gene Ontology annotation, cellular component: nucleolus; small-subunit processome. Lineage: Eukaryota; Metazoa; Arthropoda; Insecta; Diptera; Drosophilidae. The record is from RefSeq and is a predicted model, not a curated record. Gene Ontology annotation, molecular function: RNA binding; protein binding. Gene Ontology annotation, biological process: rRNA processing.